AAAACAAUGGUUCAAAAGGAGAAGGCGUUGGAGACUCCGCCAUUAGACGUUGAACAGAGCCCCAGCCCAGUCUCCGGAGAGGCUUGUGUGGAGGCCCCGGGCCCAGCGGAGGAUUCCGGAAUUGGUGUCGAAUCAACGGGACACAGAAAAUUCAUUAGCGGAGUUGUGGAAGGCUUUUAUGGUCGACCAUGGACCAUGGAGCAAAGAAAAGAGUUAUUCAGAAGGCAGCAGAAAUGGGGUCUGAGCACAUAUCUUUACGCACCCAAAGAUGACUACAAACACAGAAUGUUCUGGAGAGAACUCUAUUCAGUGGAAGAAGCAGAGCAACUGAUGACAUUGAUUAGUGCUGCCAAAGAGUAUGGAAUAGAAUUUAUCUAUGCCAUUUCCCCUGGAUUAGACAUCACCUUCUCAAAUCAGAAAGAGGUAUCAGCACUAAAGAGGAAACUUGAUCAGGUUUCUCAUUUUGGCUGCAAGUCAUUUGCCUUACUUUUUGAUGAUAUUGACCACAAUAUGUGCCCUGCCGACAAAGAAGUAUUCAGUUCUUUUGCACACGCUCAGGUUUCUAUUACCAAUGAAAUCUACCAAUACCUGGGAGAGCCUGAGACCUUCCUCUUCUGCCCCACAGAGUACUGUGGAACCUUCUGCUACCCAAAUGUGCCGCAGUCCCCGUACCUUCACACAGUAGGAGAAAAAUUGCUGCCCGACAUCGAUGUUUUAUGGACAGGCAAGUGGCCCAAAGUGGUGUCCAAAGACAUUCCAGUGGAGUCUAUUGAGGAGGUGUCAAAAAUCUUAAGAAGAGCCCCUGUAAUCUGGGACAAUAUCCAUGCCAAUGAUUACGACCAGAAGAGGCUUUUUCUUGGUCCUUACAAAGGUCGCUCCACAGAGCUCAUCCCCAGACUGAAGGGGGUUCUCACCAAUCCCAACUGCGAGUUUGAAUCAAACUUUGUAGCAAUCCACACUUUGGCCACAUGGUACAAGUCCAAUAUGAAUGGGGUUCGCAAGGAUGUGGUCAUGACCGAUGGGGAGGAUAGCACCGUGUCCAUCCAAAUCAAGUUGGAAAAUGAAGGCAGCGAUGAAGAACUGGAGACAGACAUGCUGUACAGCCCACAGCUUGCUCUAAAACUGGCUCUUGCAGAGUGGCUUAGUGAAUUCGGUGUGCCUCAUCAAUACAACAGCCGACAGGUGCCUCAAAGUGGUGCGAAAAGCACAGUCAUCAAUGUAUCCUCUAUGGUGGCUCCCUCUCUCUGCUCUUCUACGUCAGUCACAACUGUGUUCCAGCAGCCCAUCAUGUCGCCAGCAAUUCCCCCCCUUUGCCUGGAUCCUCUCCCACACCCCAUGACAAAAACACCUCAGGAGGAAGAGGAAGUGGAGGUUGAAAAGAAGGAUUCAGAUGAGGAGCCCAUGGAGAUGGUGGUUGAGAAGCAGGAUGAACCUGAAGCAGGGGCUGAUCCAGAGGAGAAAAACAUUGUUCCCAUCUUGGCAGACAAAAUGUCAGAGGACUUAAAGCCAAUGGACACGGACAAGGAGAGUCUGGCAGAGUCCAAAUCUCCCGAGGAGUCAAUCCAAGAAGACUGUGGAAGUGAUAUUGCCCCCAUGCAGACAGAUGAUCAGCUCAAACAGGUACUGCUAAAACUUGAUAUUUUUGUACCUGGGCCGGAUGAGAAGCCACUGUUCAUGGCAGAGCCCCUGACACUUGAAGACUUGUGCUUGCUGGCAGAGCUCUUUUAUCUGCCUUAUGAACAUGGACCCAAAGCCAUGCAAAUGUUAAAGGAAUUCAACUGGCUGAGAGCAAACAGCAGUGUCGUCAGUGUCAACUGCAAAAGAAAGGAAAGUGAAAAGGUUGCAGAAUGGCAGCUGCGAGCUGAGAAGUUUGAGGAGAUGUGCUGCUCUGUCAUCCAUAUGUUCACACGACUGUCUAAUACAGCCAACCGCACCAUCCUCUAUGACCUCUACCCUUACAUUUGGGACAUCAAGAGCAUCAUUUCUAUGGUCAAGUCUUUUGUUCAGUGGCUAGGGUGUCGUAGUCAGUCCUCAGCACAAUUCCUUAGAGGAGACCAAGAGCCCUGGGCCUUUAGGGGAGGUCUAGCAGGAGAGUUCCAGAGGUUGUUGCCAAUAGAAGGAGCAAACGAUCUUUUCUACCAACCUCCACCAUCUUUGCCAACAUCCAAAAUCUAUACCAUAAGGCCGUACUUUCCUAAAGAUGAGUCUGCAGUCUAUAAAAUAUGUAGGGAAAUGUACUGUGAAGGAAUGGAGGAUGUGCCAUUCUCUGAGGAGGAUGGGGACCUCGUUGGAGACAGGUUGGUCGGAGGACUCCUGACAUUGAGUUCAGACUAUGGGUUUGUGCUGGAGGACGAUGAGGGGAUCUGCGGUUAUGCUCUUGGCACAGUAGAUGUUAAACCCUUCAUCAAGAAGUGCAAGUUGAACUGGAUUCCCUUCAUGCAGGAGAAAUACCACAAACCAGAGGGUGAAAAGGAGCUGACGGAGGCAGAGAAGUUGAUGCUUAGUUUUCAUGAAGAUGAAGAGGGUCUGCCAGAAUCCUUCCUCUCCAACUUCCCCUCUCUCAUCAAGGUGGACAUUCAUGCCAACGUCACCGACCCCAGUGUGGCCAAGAGCAUGAUGGGCUGUCUCUUAUCUUCCCUAAAGGCGAAUGGAUCCCGCGGUGCAUUCUGUAAGGUUCGUCAGACUGAUAAGCGAAUGCUGGACUUCUACAGUAAGCUGGGAUGCUUUGAAGUGGCCAAAAUGGAGGGCUUUCCCAAAGAUGUCGUCAUUAUGGGACGCAGCCUUUGAGAAAUCGCUGUGAUAAGUAACAAACAGAAGAGGAGCAGAUCGACACAACUUCAAUGUUGGCCACCUUCCGGAGGGAAUCGUUCAUGAUGAUUUUAUACUACAUUACCAUCUGCUCUCACCUGGGAGACCUUCUUUUUAGGAUUUGUGUAAAGCAGCACAGCAGUCGGACACAGAUCCCUGUGCUGCUCUUAAAUGUUAUAGCCCAGCUGGAUGUGGCAGGUCCAGUACGGGAAGGUCUGAAGAGAGAUCUGUAGUCACUCCACUCAUAAAUCGAAAUCUUGGUUUUUGUUGAUUUUUAGGGCCCGUUGCUCGUAUACCUGUAGGCACAGAGAGGAGCUGCCUUUGUAAGCAUUUUUCUGAGUGCAACCAGGAUCCAUUAUGAGGAUCAAGCUCCCCUCUAACACGCAGUGCUGUGCAUGGGGGGGUCUGUCUCAGAGGGUGUCUUCUCACGUCCUGCCGUCCCAUCGGUACAUAGAAAGGCUGUAGAUGUUGAAAGUCGGAGGUCAUACGGGACGUGAGGUGCUAUGAGUAUUUGCCUUUCAGACUCGCAUGGCAGUCCUUCAGUUGCUCCCCUUAGACGUGACAGUAAAGCCUUUGAAGUGGUGUGUCUGGGAGGCUCGGAGUGAAACACCCAGCCUGCACCCAUGAAGGAUGCACAGUUCUACCGUUGGAUGUUUGUGAAACCCUGAACAGAGCAUCACAACAAACCACCAAACAACGGCUGUUGAUGAGAGGGUUCCUCUUUAUUUCUGUUGAAGUAGAUGCCUGGAAAGCAACCGAAAAGCUUGUACAGGUUUUGAAGGAAAAAGCAGAAUUGUCUUGCGCGUUUCCCCCCACAGCUAUUGCCUUUUGGUUUUUGCCUUUUGAUUUUAGGUUGGUACAGCAGAGUGCAGCUUCUCCUGUGAUGCUUUCUAACAUGUGGCAGUUACAUAGCUAAGGAGAAGUUUGUGUGUUUUGACUCGUGUUCCAGAAAUGUAGGCUGACACCGGCGGUCACUUCCUUCAAAUAUGCUCGAAUAGUUCUCCGAGUCAGCCACAGAAAUCCUUAGUAAACCUAAGCUGACUGAAAGCUCAUUUUGUAUAUUAAGUUGUGUAAAAUUACAAAUGUACUAUUAUUGAAACUUUUUUUAAAGUCUUUCUUAAGUUUAAGUAGUUCAGACAGUUUGUUGCACUUUGAUAGUGUUAAAGCUGAAAUCAACGCCUCCUAACAGAAUCACCCAGUGGGACCAAAAUAUUCUGAUCUGCAGUUUAAAGCUCUUUUUUUUGCCAAGUUGUUUUGAAGAUAGUGAGUACUUUUGAUCUGAACCUCCCACUUGUAAAAGUAAUUCAUCCAUAACCACUGAUUGAAGUCCUGAUUUGUUAACAUGUCAUUUUAACUUCAGCCUUAGAUGAAAGUACAUCUGGCACCAAUACCUCCAUUUUCUCUACUUUCUAUUUUGUCUUUUUUUUUUUUUUUUACCCAGUGUUUUUUUUUAAGUCAAGCCUUUGCUUUUUUUUUUUUUUUUUAAGUCACUGAGUAAAGGCCAGUCAAUGGUUCCUAAACGGCUGUGCUGAGAUCUGGAAGCAGGAGUUAGUUGGCCUUGUUCCUCUAAGUGCAGAGCAUGUUUAAUAUUCUCAUAAUUUUUACUUUUCUCCUUUUUAAAAAACAAAAAAAAACAAAAUAAUUUAUCUAAAAGGCACUUGCUAGAAGUCCCCUCUGAAGCUGCCUGUCGGUGUGAUGUUUCAAAAGUGUACAUUUCAUGAUAUGCAUGAGAUGUGUUGGAUUUUCUCUGAUGUAGAUUCAAAAAUAAAUCAUCAGAUACCACAUAGAGGAAGAAGCAUGCCACUUAAAGCAAAGAGGUAGUACUGUUGUGCUUCGACAGUUCAAGAAUGCAGUCAUUUAUGAGGUGCAAAAAUUAUUUUGUUCUUUUUUUCAAACUGUUACAAGCAUUUAACAGUUUCUAUUCAAAAUGAUACAAUAUUCAAUCCCCUGUUCUUCACGGCUGUCCCGCCAUACAGCAGAUCUGUAAGUCCACUGUUUUAAAUGGUUAAAUGGUUUUGCACGAUGUUGAUGCUCAAGAAUCCUGGAUCCAGAAAAACUGAGAGAGAGGGCUGAAGUUGGACAUUAUGACUUUGUGGUUGGAAACGGGUUCAUCAAUGUUACAGGUCGUCAUUGUAAAUUUUCUAUGUAAAAUACUUAACAUUAAAAUUAAUAUCAUAAAAAGCA
Messenger RNA from Menidia menidia (Atlantic silverside), 4992 nucleotides. NCBI's taxonomy places the organism in Eukaryota, Metazoa, Chordata, Actinopteri, Atheriniformes, Atherinopsidae. The record is from the annotation of a GenBank genome assembly.